Molecule: messenger RNA, 1590 nt
Organism: Phaedon cochleariae (mustard beetle)
Lineage: Eukaryota; Metazoa; Arthropoda; Insecta; Coleoptera; Chrysomelidae
Source: the annotation of a GenBank genome assembly
AUGGUAGCAGUGGACAAGAAUACCAGUGUUAUUAUCCAAACCAUGGUAUUCAUGAUGAAUCAGAGUAUAAUCCAGAAAGAGGAUUACUAUAACAAAUAUUCUCCACAUCAAGAUUCAAAUGUGAAAUGUUAUGGUACAUACGGCUGUUUUGAUGUAGGGCCACCUUGGACAUCAGAUACCAGACCAGUGGCCCUUUUCCCAGAAGACAUAAAGAAGAUAGAACCAAAAUUCCACUUAUACACGAGAAAAAAUCCGCUACGUCCUGGGUUUCUCGAUGUCAGUGAAAUGGAAUUUUUCGACGAAGAAUCUUCCUUUUUGGAUCCCAAAAAACCGAUAUAUCUAAUCACCCAUGGAUAUGUUGAAAGUGGAUAUAGGGAUUGGAUCGGCUGGAUGGCUCGCGCUCUCCUGGCCCGCGAAGACUGCAACGUGAUAGUGAUCGACUGGGAGGGCGGAUCGGAACCGCCCUACGGGCAGGCUGUGGCCAACAUCCGGCUGGUGGGAGCGAUAGCGGCGCACCUGCUGGCCGAGAUCGCCCAGUACACGGGCGGCCUGAAGCUGGAUCACGUGCACGCCAUCGGGCACUCUCUGGGCGCCCACCUGUUCGGCUACACCGGGUAUACGCUGCAGAAGGAAUUCAACCUGACCUUGGGCAGAAUCACCGGCAUGGACCCCGCCGAGCCCCACUUCUCCAACACGGUCGCCCCGGUGCGGCUGGACCGCUCGGCCGCCCAAUACGUCGACGUCAUCCACACGGACGCCCGGGGGUUCAUCAGCGGCGCGGGCGGACUGGGCAUAAUAGAGCCUAUCGGGCACGUGGACUACUACCCGAACGGGGGGAGGGACCAGCCGGGGUGCACCAAGGGCAUCUCGCAGUUCAUUCGCGAUAACAACAAUAGCAUUUUCGAUGGUUUCAGAAGAUAUGUGAGUUGCAACCACUUGAGGAGCCAUCAGAUUUUCUUAGAUAGUUUGAAAAAAGAUUCAAGAUGUAAAUAUUUGACUGUUACCUGUACUUCUUUCAAGGAUUUCAUGGAGGGUCAAUGCUUUGACUGUGGGAAAAAUAGAGCAAAUUGCAUACCGUUCGGAUUCGAUGGACGAAAACAUUAUGAAAAGUUUUCGAAACAUAAAUACCAACAUAAAAGCAGAACACAAUAUUUGCUAACAGGAGCAAAUGCACCCUAUUGUAGAAGCCACUACAGAAUAUCAGUGGAAAUAUCGGACUCGAACUUCAGCAAAACGGAAGGCGGCGAGGUGGGUACGCUUCACUUCACCAUGCACUCGUCUGAAGACGGCAAGGGAGACAAAACAGGCAGGGUGGGCUUUUUCACCGGCUACCACCGGCCCGGCGGAGGGUACACGGGGGUGGUAGCUACUGAUGGGGUGACCCAUAUGGGGGCCAUCGAGGUCGAGUGGAAGUACGAGACGAAUCUGCUAAAUCCGCUGACUUACAGGAUUUUGACUAGUCCGAGAAUCUAUUUGAGGAAGGUUACUGUCGAAGCCUUAGAUAUUGAUGAAAGAAUUACUGUUUGUCCAAAAGGUCAAAAACCAGUUGUGAAUGGAUUGCCUCAGCUGAUGCUCCCAUCAUAUUGUUGA